UAAUAUCGGUCUGACACCACCAGCGCCGCCGCCCCCUCCUGCCACGCCAUGCCGGUGUUCUGGGAAUCGCAUCGGCUCCCAGGCUGUCGCAUCACCGACCGGGGAGGGGCCCCGUUUCCCACCAUUGGCUGGUAGCCUACUGUAGCCCAUUACCGACAGCUUUACGGUAGAGUGUGUGUGAGAGCGUGUAAGCGGUGGUCUUUUUAUCUCGGCCGGGCGCUCAGGCUGCAGGGUUUCAGCAUGAUUUUAAAAAGACUCUAGCUGAUUUUCCCUCCCUAGCAUCAGCCUUUAAGCCUCACCACUCUCCAAACUGAAAAGGGAUGCGCCUAAACACAAGCGGAUACAUUGUCCGGACACUGCGAGAGAAGAGGAGCAUGUAACCGGGAGAAUCCCAGCAGCAGCAGCGGCGGCGGAGGAACCACCUGACUCUUUCCUCUUUUUCCGCUCACGAUUUCCCCUCAUAAUUUAAGGCUUCUCGAUGCGCUGAGCCAGUUCUUAUCGUUGUUUUGGAUAUUAUCUACAGCAAAAUGAGCGAGGAAGUGUCGGAGGUCCCAAAAGAGCUUCUGGAGAGCGUGAGGGAUGCGGUGGGAAGAAAAGUGAAGCUGUCACUGCGGAAGAGAGUCAAACUGGAGAUCAAAGGAGACAAGAUGGAGAACAGAGUAUUGGCUCUCGCAUCUUACCGAGCCUACCUCUUGACGGCACGCAUUCCUGCCAAGGUGGAACACUCCUUUAAUUAUCUGGAGAUCCAGGGAAUUGCUUGCAACAAGCCAACGCAGCUGUCCAUAGAAUAUGAGCGCGGCUCAUUUUCGUUGAAGUUGCCCUCCACAGACGAGGUGAAUGAGGUGGUGGCUCACAUAGGAAACUGUAUGCAGAGGAUAUGUCCAGGUCUGCCCCCUAGUAAAGUGAUGAAGAAGCUUUGCAUGGAGCCUCCAGACAGGCUCUCUUCUCUGCAGAUUCUGUGGGAGAACAAUAAACCUGCUGAACCUGGACCCUGUGGUGGGUUUUCUCAGAUGUACCGAUGUGUUUGUGACUGGUUGGGGAUGCCUUACAGAGAAGAGGUGCAGUGGGAUGUAGACACUAUAUAUUUAACGCAAGACACCAGAGAACUUAAUUUGCAGGACUUCAGUCAUCUGGAGAACAGGGAUCUGGUAGCUAUAAUAGCAGUCCUGGAGUUUAACCAGUGGUUCACCAAGGUCUCUACUAAGGAUUACAAGCUGUCUGCAGAUGUGUGUGAGCAGAUCCUUCGGGUGGUGUCUCGAUCCAGUCGACUGGAGGAGUUGGUCCUGGACAAUGCAGGACUCAAAACCGAUUUUGCCCAGAAGCUAGCUGCUGCUCUGGCCCACAACCCCAGCUCAGGACUCACCACUAUUAAUCUUGCCAACAACCCACUGGAGGACAGAGGAGGCGGGGAAGCUCACUUCUACCACUUCCUCGGCCAGCCAAACAGCCUGGCAACCCUUGACCUCUCCAACACUGAUUGCUUAUUGGACCAGGUUUGCUCAGCACUGCUGCGGGGCUCAGUUGAACACCUCUCUGUUCUCAACGUGUCAAAGAGCGUCUUCCCUCACAGGAAAGGCAAAGACGUGCCCCCGUCCUUCAAGCAUUUCUUCAGUAGUGCCGCAUCUCUCACCUCCAUCAACGUGUCAGGAACCAAGCUGCCACCAGAGGCUGUGAAAGCGCUCCUACUUGGUCUGGCCAGUAACCCAAGUGUGAAGGAUGUCUCUCUAGACCUCAGCUGCUGUGAGCUGCGGUCUGGAGGAUCUCAGAUCCUUGAAGGUUGUAUUGCUGAGAUCCCAAACAUCUCCAGCCUGGAUAUCUCUGACAACGGAUUAGACUCAGAGUUGUCCACUCUGCUUGUUUGGUUGGCCAAGAACCGGUCUAUCAGACACCUCUCUCUGGGCAAGAACUUCAACAACAUCAAAUCCAAAAAUCUCGCUCCAGUGUUGGACAAUCAGAGGCCCCUCAACUCUCUGUCUCUAGCAGACUCCAGGCUCAAGAGUGAUCUCACCAUCGUUCUCAAUGCUUUGGGCAGCAACUCCACGCUCACAAGGCUUGACAUCAGUGGGAAUGCAAUGGGUGACAUGGGGGCCAAAAUGCUGGCUAAGGCAUUACAGAUCAACUCCAAACUCAGGACUGUGAUCUGGGAUAAGAACAACACCAGCCCUCAGGGUCUGCAGGAUGUAGCAGCCGCUCUGGAAAAGAACUUCACCAUUCGUUUCAUGCCCCUCCCCAUCAUCGAUGCCUCCCAGGCUCUAAAGGCGAGCCCUGAGAAAACUGAGGAUGCCUUACUAAAGAUUGAAACGUAUUUAUACAGGAACCACGAAACAAGAAAAUAUCUUCAGGAACAGGCUUAUCGGCUUCAGCAGGGCAUCGUAACCACAACCACACAGCAGAUGAUUGACAGGAUUUGUGUUAAAGUCCAGGACCACCUGAACUCUCUGAGGAACUCGGAGACGGACGCCAUCUUGGAGGAUGUCAGGUCAGCGGAGAGCCUCAUCAAAGAUGCCAGAAAUUCAAAAACGCUGCUUCCCAACCUCUACCACCUCGGAUCAGCUUCCAGAGAGGAGGUGAACAGUACUUCAGUAGGUCCAAUUCAGGAGAAACUGGAGUCUAUGGCCGGGGAGGUGACUGCUGUCAUGGACCAACAGCUGCAGACGCUAUUGGAGACCAUGAUGGAUGCAGCAGAGUCUCUGUGUCCUCAUGUGAUGAAGAAGAGUAAUCUUCGAGUAGAGCUGAUGAAGGCCAGCUCAGCUAGGAUGGUUGUACCUAAAAGCUUUGUUAGCAAAACCCUCCUAGAGCAGUCUGGGGUAGAUAUCAUCAACAAGAUCAGUGAGGUGAAGCUGAGUCUAGCGUCCUUUCUGUCCGAUCGCAUCGUCGAUGAGAUUUUGGAGGCUCUUUCCACGUCACAGCACGUGCUGGCGGAUCAUCUGGUACGCCGAGGUCGCCCCUUGGUGCAGCAGGAGUCGGUGGACCUGGAUGUGCCGGAGGAAAAGAUUCCAAAAAGGGCAUCGGCCGAGAUACUGGAGGCUGAGAGGCUUGAGGAUUUGGAAACAUGUAUGAUGACUCCGAAAUCCAAAAGGAAGAGCAUCCACAGCAGGAUGCUGCGACCAGUGUCUCGUGCCUUUGAGAUGGAGUUUGACCUGGACAAAGCCCUGGAAGAUGUCCCGAUCCACGUGGAGGAUACUUCAACUUCAUCUCACACUCCAUCCACUCCAUCUAUGGUGCUGCCCAAACUGGAGCCAUGUCCCACAGGUGUGAUGGUGGAGCUUCCAUCUGAGGAAGAAAAAAAGCUCCAGCACUUCACCAAACUCCGACCUCGGAGGAACAAAAAGACACAUUCCAGCAAAGUACCACAAAUCAGCAGCACUCCAUCUCAAGAUGGGGAACAGAACGGCCUCAUGGGAAGGGUGGAUGAGGGUGUAGAUGAGUUCUUCUCUAAAAAAGUCACCAAGAUGGAUUCCAAGCGUUCCCUGAAGAGUUCAGAAUCUCAAGAUGGCGAGAAGAAAAAGAAAGGAGGAUUUCUAAAUCUCAUCAAACGAUCCUCUAAAUCGGAUAAAUCAGACAAACUGGAUAAGUCUGAGAAAAUCCAGGCCACUUUAACAUCCUCGGGUCCAUCACCCUCUGCACAGCCAUCCGUCAUCCCAGAGGAGCCUUCCUCACCGAAGGUUGCAAUUAAGAGCCCGGCACCUGAGCCGAAGUCGAGAGACGCCUCCAGUCGCUCACAGCCCACAGACUACAGCAGCAGCUCAGACCGCUCAGAGGAGCUGAGGACACCAGACUCCAUGGACGAACCCUGGGAGGGUUCAGAUGGCAGGGGGAGUCCUCAGGGAGGCAAGCGGUAUCCUGGUGUGCAGAUGAUGGGCAGUGGGCUCCUAGCAGAGAUGAAAGCCAAGCACGAAAGAAGAGCGUACAAGUCUUCCAGCCCUGACAGACCUGACAGCAAUACAACAGCCAAGCCUCAACCCACCACUCCAGAAAGCAGGUCUCCCGGUGGUUCUGUUAGUAAGCCCGACCCUGCUUCUCCAGAGAAGACCUCACCACGCGGUGAGACUAAGCCCGAGCCAGCUCCUCGUCUCAGAGCUACGUCUUCCUCGAGUUCCCCAGGAGGACCAGUAAGUCCCAAACCACCGGUGCCACAGGGAGCAAAGCCUGCUCUGGCUGCUCGACCUACAAUCCCGCAGAAGCCGAGGACCACGAAUAGCAGCAGGAGCACAGAUGAGAGCUCAGAUUCCACCAGCAGUGGCAGUGUGUCUCAUAAAGCCACAGUUCUUCCUCCAACACUGAAGAGGGUGCUAUCGGAAAAAGGCAAGGACGGAGUCUCCACCAACAAAACCACUCAGGAAGUGAGAUCUAUGUUGGACUCUGUUCAGCGAUCCAGCCCUCUCAGCACCAACUCUGAAGAUCACACCUCCUCCAAGACCAAGGACCAAAGUGCAAACUCAGACAAGGACAAAGCAGCAGGCAAGAAGUCCUCAGACUCUGGGGAGGAGGCAGACAAAGACUUUAUUUUGAUAUAAGUAAAACAAAUUGACGUAAAACGCCUGUUGACAAGCUUCACAUUUACAUUGAACGAAGGAAAGCCCCCACAGGGCAGCAAACCUAACUGUUGUUUCUUUUGUGUUAGAGCUUGUACCUGUAGGUCCUGUCUGACUGCAAAGUACAACAAUCAGAUUUGGUUUGUAGUAGUUUAUAAAAAGAAAACCUCUUAAUUUAAUUAUGUUUAAUGAUGGGUUUUAACUCCUUGGUUAUCUAACCUAACCCAAAUACUUUACUAUGUCGCAAAAGAGCUUCCUUCUCACAGACAGCCUUCUCUCUCCUCUCUAGAUCACACUAUUGAUCUCUGCUUUCAGGUAAAAAUCUCAUGUCUGGAACCUAAAUAGAAAUCUUAAGUUUUCAAACCACUAAAAAUGAUGCAUGACAUUUAUACAAAAAAGCAGAGAGACUGUGAAAGUGUGUGUACGUGUAAAAUCUUUAACUUGAGUCUUUCUGUUGUCUGUUGCCAUAGCUCGUCUCCGAAGGACCAAACACGCAAUACCGCUCACGUCACGAUUACUGUACUUUACCCAUACAACCAGACCAGGAAUCAAUGGCGUUUGUUUUUUUCAAUAUAUUUUUACAGAUUUUGGUAUAUACAAUCUUCAGCAUGUGCAAAGGACUUUUUGGGGACUUCAACGGUGCCUGAAUCCAUUAUGCAAUUCGUGUUUUUUUUACAGGAAUAUACAGGUUUCAGCUGAGACUCUAAGCAAAGACAGAACUCAGAUAUAUUUGAUGUACUUUGACUUACUCACAGGGGACUAGCCAGACUACACUGCAGGACUGAGGGAUAACUGUAAAUCGGUUAAAACACACCACCUGGACUCAAGUUAGACUCACUGCAAGAGCUGGAGUGACAGUGCGAUGUGUUUAACUUUAACUUUAUUGAUAAUCAGUAUGGCUUCAGCACUGUUAAAUAAUACUGUUCUCUGUACGUAAACACUGUGGAAAAAUAUCUUAUUUGCUGUUUUAAGGGGAGAGGAUACCACUAAAGUGCAAUACAGAGUUUGAUUGUAUACAUUUAGGCCAAAUUUCUGUGUUUAUAACAAAAUUAAAUUCUUACUAAGUGUUCCUGAAAACAAAUUGCAGCCUUUAGUCGAAAUGUUGAGACUCUGUAUUGCUCUUAAAGAUAAAGAGGGCUCCUUCCUUCCAAAAACAGACUAAUGUUAUUCAUUGAGUAAUAUUGACAUUCCUCCAAAAGAAAAGCCCAGGCUUUGAAAAUAACCUCAUCAGUUUGUCCUCUGUGUAAAAGCAGGAUACAGGAAGGAAAUCCAGCCUUCAGACACUCUUCUUCCUCAGCAUCUUCCAAAUUUAGUUCACUUUUACUUUCCACACAGGACGGGAAAAAAACUCAAGCCAUUAGGUGGCAAUCAUAAUGCUUAAAUUCAAAAAGCAAGCAGUGCCUGAAGUGGAAGUGAACUGAAGGUAGCAGUAUUUUGACCACGUGGACCUUCGGGCUAUUUUGUACAUACCAUUUUCAGGAUCUGACUGAGUCACAUUAGCUCGGGUCUCAGGCCAAAUUCUUCUGAUUUCUCUCUUCUAAGAACAAGCAGUGACCUUUUCACACUGAUACAGUUUGCAAACUUUCUCAAAUACAUGGUGCUUUUGGACUCAAUAAUCUUCAGAAUUGAAAAAAAGUAAAGAAAACAGUGAAAGUGGCAAAGGAUUUGUGGACAGCUCAUCUCUCCAUCUGCACGUGAUGCUGUUUUUUUGAUACUGGACCGUGCAGUUUCACAGACGUUGCAUAAAUGGUUUGAUAUCCCACUCAUGCCACGUCGGUUUUUAGUGGCCGAUAUGCUUCAGUCAGCCCACUCUUCCUGAGUGUGAUGCUGCACUGUGUUGCCAGUUCAGUCUUAAACAGAUGCCUCUGUUUUUAUUUUGAGCUCUGCAGUCACUCGGUCUGACACAAUGUCAGCAUCACACUCUAUAAACACCGGUAUGUAAACUCCAACCUUUUAUAUCGCAUUAACUACUUAUUCUGCAGGUCGAGCUGUGCUCUAUUGUCAUUUUGAUAUGUGCGCUCAAGAUUGGGUCUUCAUGAACAGUGUGAAAGGGCCAUGGCUUGUAUUCAUGUUACUGUGCAAGAGCCUAAUUCAAGUCCGGGCCAAAGGUCUUACUGGUGCACCUUUUCCAUAUAUUAUGGUGUCUUCUGAUGUCUUUUUUCUAGGGUUAGGUUUUGCUUCUUUGUCACUAAUCAUGGACUUGAAAUAACAACGUCUCUGCUGUAUAUAGUCUUGUCCCUAAGAGCUGCUUUGAUUUUCAACACUCAGACUUCACUUUUUGUCUCAAAGGUGUUCACGCCUAUCUAAAACAAACAAAAACAAAAAAAGCACUACUUUGCAAUAUGCUGCAAGGAAAGGAUCCGGACAUCUGUGGUAUCGCGUGAAAGAUAGUUUCCAGUUUCCUUCCAAACUUGAGUGUCCACAUCGUUUCUGUUGGUGGGAGAAACAUGAAAAUAACUCGUAGCAUUAAGUUUAGACCUCGGUGUCUACGUGUGUGACUGCAUGAUGUGACUGUGAGUUGUACUGUAUGUAUAUAUGUGCUGUCAUACAUGUAGGUGUGU
Pundamilia nyererei is the source of this 7096-nucleotide messenger RNA. RefSeq names its product leucine-rich repeat-containing protein 16A. The transcript is spliced from 38 exons. Gene Ontology annotation, cellular component: lamellipodium; plasma membrane. The coding region runs from base 528 to 4517 and encodes 1329 amino acids. Lineage: Eukaryota; Metazoa; Chordata; Actinopteri; Cichliformes; Cichlidae. Gene Ontology annotation, molecular function: protein binding. Gene Ontology annotation, biological process: regulation of Arp2/3 complex-mediated actin nucleation; cell migration. The record is from RefSeq and is a predicted model, not a curated record.